Messenger RNA from Lactuca sativa (garden lettuce), 1933 nucleotides. RefSeq names its product cold-responsive protein kinase 1. Gene Ontology annotation, molecular function: protein kinase activity; ATP binding. Lineage: Eukaryota; Viridiplantae; Streptophyta; Magnoliopsida; Asterales; Asteraceae. Gene Ontology annotation, biological process: protein phosphorylation. The record is from RefSeq and is a predicted model, not a curated record.
AAAGAGUAAAUGAAGGAAAGAAGAAACAAACAAACGAAAAAGAGCAGAAGGGAAGCUUCAAAAGCCAAGAGAGAUGCUUUCCGGUUCUGAACAAUUCUAUGGUCAGUUGGUCACUGCUACUGCUGUCGCUACAAGUCCGAGAUCAGGAUAACAAUCUUCCCGUUUCCCCCAAUUAAUAUCAUUAUUCUAUUCGCAAAUCCAAUCACACCUUAACAACUAUUUUCCUUCAUGAUCCUGACCCCUUCUGCUGAUUUGCCGUCUUCAACAACAAGACAAUCCUUUUGUAGUUUUUUACUCAACUCCAUACACCCUUCUUCAGAUACACUACACUUUGAAAUCUCCGAUAAUAUGUUAUUCUGCUUCUAUCAUCUCGGCUUUGUCGUUAGUCACCUCCCCUUUUCUCUGUUAUCUGUCUCGAUAUUUGAAGACAAACAAAAAAAGUUAUUGGUAUCGGAGAAGCUAGUUUCUCAACUUACUCGCCAUUUUAUCCCUGCUAAUGAGGUAUUGGAGGAUAUAGAGACGAUAACGAUUGGAUAAGGAGAAAUGCGUCGCCUACUUCAAGCAGAAGAAACACUUCAGGAAGACAACUUAUCUAUGAAGCAUCACACAUGGGGCGUAUUCUUCAUCAUCGGAGGCUUAGUCUUGUUCCUAAUUUUGCUGAUUAUUAUUUUUGCCUUCCGGAAAUCAAUCAGAACAGCACAACUAGGAAAGUGUGUAAAACGUGAAGACAGCUGUAAAGCUGCAAAAGACUAUUUUAGUGGAAAACUUCAAACAAUAAGCUAUUUUAGCUUUCGAACAUUAAAGGAAGCAUCUAAGAAUUUUGAUGAGUGUAAUCUUCUUGGAGAAGGUGGAUUUGGACCUGUGUAUCUGGGUAAGUUACAAGAUGGAAGAUUGGUUGCUAUAAAAAAACUCUCUCUUGAAAAAUCACAACAAGGAGAAGAAGAGUUUCUUGCAGAAGUGAGAAUGAUCACAAGCAUACAACACAAGAACCUUUUACGCCUUCUUGGUUGUUGCUCUGAGGGACCUCAAAGAGUACUUGUAUAUGAAUACAUGAAGAACAGGAGUUUAGACCUCAUUAUUUAUGGAAAAAGUAACCAAUACUUGAAUUGGAACAUGAGAUUCCAAAUUAUAUUGGGAAUUGCUAGGGGUUUACAGUAUCUACAUGAAGAGUCACACCUCAGAAUUGUUCAUAGAGAUAUUAAAGCAAGCAAUAUUCUCCUUGAUGGAAAUUUUCAGCCAAGAAUUGGAGAUUUUGGUCUUGCUAGAUUCUUCCCUGAAAACCAAGCUUAUCUCAGUGCCACAUUAGCUGGAACAUUAGGUUAUACAGCACCUGAAUAUGCAAUCAGAGGGGAAUUAUCUGAAAAGGCUGACAUUUAUAGUUUUGGAGUUUUGGUUCUUGAGAUUAUUAGUUGCAGGAAAAAUACUGAUCUUACACUGCCAUCAGAAAUGCAAUACCUCCCGGAAUAUGCAUGGAAGCUAUACGAGAGGUCAAAAUUGAUUGAUCUCAUAGAUUCAAGAAUGCAAAAAGAUGGUUUUUCAGUAAAAGAUGUUAUGAAAACAGUUCAUAUGGCAUUAUUAUGUCUUCAAUCUCAUCCAAACAUAAGACCGGCAAUGUCAGAGAUUGUGGCAAUGUUGACUUGGAAGGUCGAAAUGGUAAAAUCACCAUUAAAACCGACCUUCUUGCACCAUAGACAACAACCAAAGGGUGAAGUUUCUCGGGAAACUAUCUCGGAUAGUUUUCCUUCUACUCUUGAAACUGAAUCACCUUCAUUGACUCAACCUCCAAACUCUAGAGAUUUUGAUGUUGGUGAAAGUAUAGUUUAAAAAAUGGUGGUUUAUGAUGACAAUUUGUUUAUGUUUGUUUGAUUUGUAAAUGUGAUUCAAACUCAAAACUUGUAGUUAUUUUAAAUAAUUUCUAGCUAAGGUUUGACCA